GUUCGCUUCAGGUUCACACAGGAAGUGCAAAACUGCUUUCUCAAGAGUGUUUGCUGCAGAGUAGCUGAGAAGCGACUAGAGCGGCGGUGCAGACGUGGAAUCAGGAACAUGAUGGGGUUACAGAUCUUUGUCCGACUCCUGCCGCUCACAUGUCUGCUCCAAACAGGUGUGAGGAGUGUGAAGGACUCGGUGUUUGUUUACAGCAGAAUCGGAGACGCCGCCCUGCUGCCCUGCACCAGACCGACCUCAGCCGGCUGCUCCUCCAUCACCUGGACCUUCUUCAGAGGCGGCCUGGUCCGUUACAGCGAGGAGGUGACCGGAGGCCGGGUCAACCGCGACUCGGACAAAUCCAACAGAACCACAGUCACGUCCAACUGCUCCCUCGUCCUCAGCGACCUCACCGUGGGAGACGCGGGUUCGUACGUGUGUCUGGAGAACAAGGAGGCGGUCACCGACGUCUACCUGUCGCUGCUGAGCGUCCGCUCGGGUUCGCCGAUCACGGAGCUCCGGCCUGGAGGGAACCUCUUCCUCACCUGCAUCCUCUUCACCUACUACGACGCGGGCAGCUGCAAGCCGUACUCCAACGUGUUCAGGGUCAACUGGCUGGAUGAGGACGGAGAGCAGCUGCCCAGAGGCGAGAGCAGGACCAAACUGGCUGACAAGUACAAGCUGACUGAAAACACUCGGUGCAACGUCACUCUACUCAUUAAGCUGCAAGCGGAGGACAACAACAGGAAGUGGAGAUGUCAGGUGGACACCACAGAGAACAAGAAAGUUACAUUUCUGGACUUCAGAUCCUCCUUUCUGUUUCAAAACACCGACACGGACCAGACUGUGAAGCCGCCGGUCACAGAGGAGUGUCCCGCAGAGCUGCCCAUCAGCCGGAUCGUUCUGUGUGUGGUUCUGCCGCUCCUGGUGUGCAUCGUGGGAUUCUUCACAUGGAAAUCAGACCACAAGAGAGCAACGACCUCAGCUGCUGUCAUCGAGCUGCAGGAUGUUUACUGACUGACUGUGCUGAACCAUUUGCUGCAAAGAAACUGUAAAAAGCAGAAUGGGUGUUUGACAGUCCACCUAAAAUGAAGAAAAUGAACAAUUAUCCCUUGAUACACUGUAAAAACACAAUCUUAUCAAGUAUUUUUGUAGAAAAAAACACAAUUUCACAAUUUACGUUUAAUAAAUGCAAUUAAAAUCAUGUUUCUUUAAGUUUGUCCACACGAUAAGUCAUUAAGAAACAUGUCACACCAUUAUCCUCUUACCACUUCCUGUAAUUUUCUUUGUCUUUUCCGCCAGUAGUAACAUCUGGCUGUUGAUCACAUUUCGAUUCAACCGUAAAACCACCUCAUUCUAGCAAAAACAUUUUUGAAAUUGGUAAGUUUCCAAUAAGUGAAUAUUUUUUUGUAAUUCCAAUUUGCGCAAUCUUAUGGUCAAUCUAAACACAGCUACGCAUAACAAGACAUUUUUCCCACGUUGUAAAAAUAAUCUGCCAGUAGAAUUUGUACUUUUUGUAAACAUUCAAGAAUUAUUCCCUUAAAACAAACUCCUAUAUCUUACUGAAAAGUUACUUGUACAUUUGUUUAGUCUUAUUUCAAGUGUAAUAAAAUAUUUGCACCAGAAACUAAACAAAAGUACUUGGUAAGAUUUUGCAGAUAUUUGACACAUACUGUGCUUCAGUUAGAUUAGCUUAGAGGAAAAUGCUUUCUUAUUAAAAUGUUAACCUUGCAAAAGAGUUGCAGAUAUUUCACGGUUUCUUUUUUCUCCAUGCAGCUUUAAUUUAUUUAAAAUCACGCUGUUCUCAUUUCCAAUAACUCUCCUUUAGUGUCACCUCCUCUUGGUUCUCAUAUCAAACUGUUUACUUGACAGUGCUACUUUGUUGCUCCUGCAUUAAUGUUUGAGAAAGUCCACAACGGUGAAUCUUUUUUUCAGUGUCAGUUGCCAC
Messenger RNA from Xiphophorus hellerii (green swordtail), 1936 nucleotides. RefSeq lists its product as uncharacterized. The record is from RefSeq and is a predicted model, not a curated record. Gene Ontology annotation, molecular function: protein tyrosine kinase binding; MHC class II protein binding. Bases 109 to 1005 code for a protein of 298 amino acids. Gene Ontology annotation, biological process: T cell activation; positive regulation of ERK1 and ERK2 cascade; interleukin-15-mediated signaling pathway. Gene Ontology annotation, cellular component: membrane raft; external side of plasma membrane. The transcript has 3 exons. Lineage: Eukaryota; Metazoa; Chordata; Actinopteri; Cyprinodontiformes; Poeciliidae.